AUGUUUUGGUGGGUUCGACAAGGUGAGAUCCUCGAGCACUUUUCACCGAGAUCUGCUAAUUCUCUCUCAAGCUCCGACUUGGAAAGCUUCAAAUCUAACAAUUCGUUUUUGAGAUUCUGGUUAAGAGAUUCCGCUUCGCUCAAAGAAAGCUUGAUUUCUCUCAUCUCUAUCGAGAGUUGGCUAAUCUCUUUACUCGAAGAGCUCAAACUAUUUAUACCGCCCGUAGUGACACCACCAGAGAUAUCAGAAGACAGAAGAUCAGAAGCCUCAGAUGCAUUGGCUUUUGAUGUGCCUGUAGCAUCAGUUCUAAAAUCCUCUGAUGGAUUCACGCCUACUUGGAGUUGCUCCACCUUUUCAGAGACUGCCGGUUUUUUGUCAUCUGCAUUAUCGUCGAUGCUUUCUAUUUGUAUCUCCUGUUCAUGUGUGUCCGAUGAUUUGACCUGA
Ogataea philodendri is the source of this 444-nucleotide messenger RNA. RefSeq lists its product as uncharacterized. The transcript has 2 exons. Lineage: Eukaryota; Fungi; Ascomycota; Pichiomycetes; Pichiales; Pichiaceae. The coding region runs from base 1 to 444 and encodes 147 amino acids. The record is from RefSeq and is a predicted model, not a curated record.